AUGGAAGCGGGGACGUCACUGAGGUACUUCAGUGGCGACGACUGUGACCACAGGGAGUACCGACGAUGGAAGCAAUGGGCCUUGAACAAGAUGAGAACGAUGGACAAGCUCCCCGAGGAAGCGCGAGGCUCAUUCAUUUGGACCUUGCUAUCCGGCAAGGCGCUGGAGGUGGUCGAGCAUCUCAAAGAGACGGACUACCAGGUCAAAGGGGGCGAAGCUGCCAUCUUCAAUCUGCUCGACCGGCGAUGGCCGGAACUGGAUAGAACCGAUGAGAUCGGCGAGAACAUUGCCGAGGUUUUCGCCUUGAAGGCCAAAGAAGGCGAGUCGGUUCGUGUCUGGUGCGCAAGGGCCCGAGAAUGCUUUGACAAGUGCGCCAGGAAAACUGGCGUCAAGUUCCCAGAUGAGGCCCGUGGCUGGAUUCUGUUGAACUGCAGCGGCAUGUCGGAGGAGCAUCGUGCAGUAUGCCUGGCUAGAGCUCAAGGUGAUCUAAAGUUUGACCAGCUGGCUCAGGCAAUGAGAUCGUGUUUUCCCGACUACGUCGUGCCCAAGAAGAAGGCAUAUGGCGCUCAUGCCAUUGAGGAAGCACCACAUGGACCUGCCGAUGAUGACGGCUUCCAAGAUGUGGAGCUCUUUCUGGCUGAACAUGGCUAUGAGGAGGCCUUCCAUUCCCAGGACGACAGUCAUGACCUGGAGGGCAUUGACGAGGACGAUGCCGCAGAGAUCCUCGCCGCGACUUGGCGGGAGAAGAGGGCAGAGUUGAACAUGGUUCAAAAGGGGCGCAAGUUUAGCGCUCCCGAUGGCCGAAGGGGACAGUUCGCCGGCAAGGACACAAAGCGCUCCUUCCGCAUCCAGGUGGAGGAACUCAAACAGCGAACUCGUUGCCGCAAGUGCGGCAAGAUUGGCCAUUGGCAACGGGAAUGCAAGUCCACCGGAGCAUCAACAUCUGGUGCUUCAUCGCACGCGAGCCAUGCUGCUGGAGCCGUGCAGGUGGUUGAUCAAGAGGAUACAGAGCAUUUUAUUUGUACAGCAGCUACGUGUGGUGACAUUGAAGUGUUGUUGAUCAGCAGUCCGGGGUAUGCUAUCCUGGACAGUGGUUGCGGCAAGACGAUCAUUGGCCGGUCCACCUAUGAGGCUUUCUGUCAGAUCUGGAAGAGUCAUGGCAUUCCAUGCCCAUCGGAACGGGCAGAGAAGAACAGGUUCAGGUUUGGCAACGGGCAACAAGAGACCAGCACCGCAGCAGUGGACAUGCCUGUCUAUCUGGCCGGCAGGCCCGGCUACAUCAGAGCUGCCAUUGUGAAGGGGGCUGCACCCCUCCUGCUGUCACGACCGGCGAUGCAGAAGCUUGGUGCUCAGAUCGAUUUUGCCACCGAUCAGCUGUCCUUGUUUUCUGGAAAGGUGAGCAUUCCGAUGGAGAUCAAUCCAGCUGGACAGUAUUCGAUCCGCGUCACUGAUUUUCCAGAUGACGCCUCGAGCAAGUUUCCUGAGCCCAUGCCGGCAUCCGAGCCGCCGGAAUCCCCAUGUGGAGACCUCAUCCGCAAAGCAACCCGAUUGCUGGUGUCUCAUGCUGAGAUGAGAGCUUUGGCCAAGCAAUGUAUGCCGCAAGAGAUCGUGUGCGAUCCACAUAGAGCUAAUCUGGCAGAUGCAUUUGCAUCUAUCUUGGAGCAGGGUGGCGCCACAUUUAAGUUGAUAGCGGCAGACGCCCACUGGCAAUUAGGAAAAGUCGAGGUGCACGGAGGUUGGUUCGCACGGGUUCUCGAAAAAGUCCUCACCGAGCAUGUCCCAGCUAAUCAAGAUCAGUGGAUCGACUGCGUCAACGCCGCCCACUGCAAGAACCAGUUAAUCCAAGUGUACGGGAUGACACCAUCCCAAUUUGUGUUCGGCAAGAAUCCUCGGAUUCCAGAGAACCUGCUCGAUGAGCCUCUCGAUAUCGUGCCUGCAACCUCGUCCUUGUACGAAGAGGCAUUGGCAAGGCAAGUGGCCAUCCGACAGUCUGCUCGGAAAGCCGUGUUGGACUUGCAGGAUAGCAAAUCACUUCGAUUGGCACUUGUUAGUGUUGAAGAUAAGGCCACAGACUAUCAACCAGAGCCGUAUGCCAGAGGUGAUCAACCACCCGGUAAGAAAUCCAGUCAAGACAUCGAUGUAGAUGAGCUGUGCGUGCAAGAGGUAGAUGCUGCCUUCGCCAAUGCUAAGGCCGGUGCCACUCAGGCCGAAGAGUGCCUUCGACUCAUUCGGAAGGCUCGAAAGCACGGUGCCUUUGACACCAUCAUGCGCCGGGUUCGCGACCUUGAAGAUGUGGAGUUGGAUGAGGCUUGGCUCGGAUCACCAUCCGGGUCCAUGACGGACGGCAGCAAGAGGCUUCGAGAGGAUUCGUCAGCGAACCAAGUCGGAAUGUAUGUGAAGCAGACCACGCCAUACUGUGCAGGCCAGCUUGUUCCGGCGCCACCCAUGCCAUCAUCCUCAGAGAAGCCGACUCCUCUGCCAGGUACAGAAGGCCUACCACCAGGGGUGGCCGAUGUGACACAAUGGGGCAAGACGCUGGUAGCAUUCGGACGCUACAAAGGCAUCAAGUCGUACAGCGAGAUGUACGAAGCCACGGACUCAGAGAUCUCUGGGUAUCGAGCAUAUUGCCAUUCCCAUUACCAAUCCGGGUCACCGGGCCUUCGUGAUUUGGUUGAGUAUUUUCGCGCUCGUGGCGACGGAUCGGUGGCCAGCCAGAGCGUGAUUCCGGGUUCGAAGAUCACUCGGACGUACAAAAAUAUUUAA
Durusdinium trenchii is the source of this 2763-nucleotide messenger RNA. The record is from the annotation of a GenBank genome assembly. Lineage: Eukaryota; Dinophyceae; Suessiales; Symbiodiniaceae.